AUGAAUUGGCAUUUUGGCGUACAAAUCCAUGCAUAUACGAUUCGAUCAGGAUAUGAAGAUAAUUUGUUCCUUAGUACUACGCUUGUUGAUUUCUAUGCAAAAUGUUUUUGCAUUGUGGAUGUAAGGAAGAUAUUUAGAGCCAUGAAAGUGCACGAUCAAGUAUCAUGGACUUCACUUAUUGUUGGAUUUUCAGCAAAUAAAUUAGGAAAAGAGGCGUUCUUCUUGUUUAAAGAGAUGUUAGGAACUCGUAUUAUGCCUAAUUAUUUUACCUUGACUAGUGUCGUUAAUGCUUGCGUGGGGGAAAAUAAAGUCGUUAAUUGUUGUCCAAGUCUUCAUGUUCAUGUUGUCAAACGAGGAUUUGAUACUAGCAAUUUUGUGAUUAGUUCAUUAGUUGAUUGUUAUGCGAGUUGUGGACGGAUUGAUGAUGCUGUGUUGUUAUUUAAUGAAACUAGUGAGAAGGAUACUGUUAUAUACAAUACAAUGAUCUCUGGAUACUGUCGAAAUCUGUACAGCGAAGAUGCACUGAAACUAUUUGUGGAAAUGCGGGGGAAAAAUAUGAGUCCUACGGAUCAUACUGUAUCUUCGAUUUUAAGUGCUUGCAGCCGUCUCGCAGUGCUUGUAGAAGGAAAACAAGUGCAUUCUCUGGUUAUUAAAAUGGGUUUUGAGAAUGUGUUUGUGGACAGUACUAUGAUUGAUAUGUAUUCAAAGGGUGGCGACAAUGAUGAGGCUCGACGUGUGUUGCAUCAGACUUCUUGGAAGAACACUGUGUUGUUGACAUCCAUGAUCAUGGGUUAUGCUCAAUGUGGAAGAGGUGUAGAGGCUUUGGGAUUUUUUGAUUAUUUAUUAACCGAGCAGAAGUUAAUUCCUGAUCAUGUCUGCUUUAGUGCUGUCUUAUCAGCUUGUAGUCAUGCAGGAUUUAUUUGUUGGUGUAAGCCCUAG
Molecule: messenger RNA, 939 nt
Organism: Lathyrus oleraceus (garden pea)
Lineage: Eukaryota; Viridiplantae; Streptophyta; Magnoliopsida; Fabales; Fabaceae
Product: pentatricopeptide repeat-containing protein At2g13600
Exons: 1
Coding region: 1-939 (312 amino acids)
Biological process (GO): RNA modification
Cellular component (GO): intracellular membrane-bounded organelle
Molecular function (GO): RNA binding; protein binding
Source: RefSeq, a predicted model, not a curated record